Molecule: messenger RNA, 691 nt
Organism: Monascus purpureus
Lineage: Eukaryota; Fungi; Ascomycota; Eurotiomycetes; Eurotiales; Aspergillaceae
Source: the annotation of a GenBank genome assembly
GUUCAAAGACAUCAUUCACUUCACAAAUAAAAAAAAGGCAGUCAGAACACUAUUUUCAUUAAAAUUUUUUUGGUUUUAAUUAACCGCCAUCACAUCAUUCGCCCAGCAAGGCAGCAGUGCUCCUCCAAAUGAUCAUUCCUGUUCGUUGUUUUUCCUGCGGGAAGGUUGUCGGUGACUUAUGGGAACGAUACUUACAACUGUUAGACGAGGGUAUUGCAGAUGGGGACGCCAUGGACCAACUGGGCUGCAAACGAUACUGCUGUCGGAGAAUGAUUAUGACUCAUGUUGAUUUGAUUGAGAAACUCCUCAGGUAUAAUCCGACGGAGAGGGAGCGAGCGAAAUCUCAAAUCUGAACACAUAUCUACUCUUCUGCCUCGAGCUAUCCGUGAGAAUACUAUCAUGUCCUUGUUACCAAUACAGAAUGGUUGAUAACUUGUUGUUUUGGAUUCACCGCUGUGCUUGGUAUCUGGAUAUUGUUAAGACAAACUCGAAGAGUUCGUGGAUAUUACACGGUGCAUAACAAGGUACAAGAUUAUAAACAAUAUGAUAGCAGUGGCGUUUAUCAGGCGUUGGGACUUAUAUGGAUGCAUAUACAAUGUAAAUAGUUGUCAAUGAAGGGUUAUUUCAGUGCUUGUUGUGUGACUUGCUGGCAUCCUUACGUGGAAAACCUUCUGGGGAGGUUGGUUUUCUU